Molecule: messenger RNA, 1876 nt
Organism: Anastrepha ludens (Mexican fruit fly)
Lineage: Eukaryota; Metazoa; Arthropoda; Insecta; Diptera; Tephritidae
Product: arrestin domain-containing protein 17
Exons: 4
Coding region: 48-1544 (498 amino acids)
Biological process (GO): protein transport
Cellular component (GO): cytoplasm
Source: RefSeq, a predicted model, not a curated record
AGUAGAUAUUUUAAAGCGGUUGUAAGUGAAAGUAAGCGAUUUGGAAUAUGUCAGUGUUGCAUUGCGAAGUGCAGUUGGAUAAUCAAAAAGCUAUAUAUGAGCCGGGCGAUAAGCUUACAGGGCAAGUAACCUUAACUUUGGAAGUGCGGCUGCUACUCAAAGCGGCAGCUAUAAAAUACACAGGCUUUGCUGAAGUGCAAUGGCAAACGCUCCUGCCACCGAAGAAAACUAAAAAAUCAAAGAGAAAAAAGAAGCAGCAACAGGAAACAUCGUCCGAUGCGGAAGUACCAGAGCAGCGUAUAGAGGUUUACACUAAUCGUGAGGAUUUUCUAUCCAGCGUGAAUUAUUUUAUUGGCUCAGAGGAAGCGACUGCAAGAAUAGUUAAUCGCGGCACCUACACCUACCCAUUCAGCCUGACGUUGCCACAGAGUUGUCCGUGCAGCUUUGAGGGCCUUAAUGGACACAUUCGCUAUAUGAUUGAAGUUUUUGUCGAUCACAAGAAUAAACGUGAAAUCUGGUAUACACAACAAUUACGUGUAGUCAAACCACUCGAUCUCCGCCAUUGUCCACAAGUGACCGAACAGAAUUGUGAUGUGCAUGUCAAGGAGCAGAAGUUUUGCAGAAUCUUUAAAAAAUCAUUAGAAAUGGUUGUAAAUUUACAACAAAUUGGCUUCGUGCCUGGCGAAGCGCUCUCGGCACACGUCAAAAUACAAAAUCACGACAAAUUGAAUUUAAAGCAAAUAACCUACGAAUUACAUCAAAUUUGUCGUAUAACUGCUUCGCAUGGACACAAAAACACCAAAACACAAUAUUUCCUCACCAAUCUGGCUAAAGCAGUACACAACUUAGGCGGCACUCAAAAGUGUAUGGAGGAACAUUUGCAGAUGUUGUUAGUGCCUCAAACAGUGCCAAGUUCUGAUGAGAAUGACUGCCGCUGCCUACAUAUUAGCUACGAGUUAAGUGUGUGGCUGAGCACGAAUAAGGCAAAUCGUUGGCUCCAAGCAAAAAUACCUAUCACAGUGGGUACUGUGCCAUUGAAUAGUGUAGAAGAAGCGCGCCCCUGGCUAAAAACAGGGCAGGAGCAAGUUUUCGAAGAACAUUCUGGGAAUUAUUUGAGUAAGAGUAAUUUAUUAUCAAGUGGGAUGGAGGUGAAUAGCUUUGUGGAGCCCACAGCUCCCGAUCCGCCUGAGACACCCGAACUGAGCAUGUCAAUGAUGUCGUUAGCUUCUUCUUCCUUCCGCGAAGCUGAAUACCUACCCAAAACCAAAUUCGAUGUCGACACCAAGAAAUCAAAGCACAAGAAGGAUUCUAAUCAAACUGAUUUUAAACCAAAAUAUCUCUACUACGACAUGAAUAGUGGAUCUGCUGCACAAAAUGUUGAGCUUACUGCCUCCCCAUAUACUACAGUAUCAACAACAACAACAGCAACAAGUACGACUGAUGAACAAACUGAAAGGCGAAAUCGAGAAAAUAAUGCAUUUGGUGAAGUCUUGCAGCAGUUGGCUAGACAAAUGCAAGCACGAAGAACUAUUACUGAAACAUGAAUAUUUAAAAUAUGACAAAAUAUAUACAUGCAUAAAUAUAAAUAUAACACAUAAAAAUAUUGGAAUAACCCUGUAAUCAAGUUUACUAGUUGGAAACGGCCGCACAACUAGUACCAGUCGCUGACCUAACUAGUCGAGCAACUAGUCUUUGUUUUGCAUGCAAGCCACUGUAGUGUAAUUCACUAACUUUAAACGAUUCGACAAUUGCCAUUUUUGUCUACGAUAUUUGUCAAAUAAAAUAUCAAAAUGAUCGCAAGGUCGAAUAGCAAAAAUUACUAUCGUUAGCAUAUGAGCCAAGCUCUUAAACUCAACUAUUUCAGUAUUUUCUUCCA